Caenorhabditis remanei is the source of this 711-nucleotide messenger RNA. RefSeq lists its product as uncharacterized. The record is from RefSeq and is a predicted model, not a curated record. Bases 1 to 711 code for a protein of 236 amino acids. Lineage: Eukaryota; Metazoa; Nematoda; Chromadorea; Rhabditida; Rhabditidae. The transcript has 6 exons.
AUGCUACUGAAAACUUUCAUAUUUUGCCAACUUUUCGUUGUGACCAUUUCUACGAGUUAUAAUGCGUUUUUUGCGUUGAUGGUUACAAAUCCAACGGUAGUACAACAAGUCAACCAAAUCGAAACAAAUCUCACACAAACCAAUGCUCAAUUCAUCAAAUUUGUACAUAAUACAUCUCAUCUUCAUGUCCGACUCAACACUAUCGAAUUAAAUGAUACUCGACUGGAAAUAAUUCAAAAAUUCCUAAAAGAUCUCCCCAAAGCAAUGUGCAAUGUUUCUUAUUCAAUUCCAGCUUUGUUUGAGGGAACAGCAGUGAAGGCUAACACAACACUGCAUGGAAAACUGAACGCGAUGUCAAGCACGGUGAUUUCAUCAGUUCAUCAAAAAAUCUACUCCCUUCUGAAUGGCACUGAAAUUCCAUCUAUCGACGAGCACGAAAUCUUCCACCCCCGAAUGGAUAUUGUGGAACUCGAUGAUCGAAAACACGAGGAUCUCCUCCAAAUCAUGUCCAAUCGUACAGGAGAUUUCAAAUUGAACACCGGAGAUUUUAUAAAGGAAAUCGUUUUGUACAAUGGCAAUCCAUCAGGCGACUUCCACGAGGAAAUCGGGAGAGCUUCACUUGCUCCGUGCUCAAAUUUCACCGUUUUAAAACCUGAACUUAUUUCGAAUCGCGUUCCAAUUUUUACAAAUUUAGAUUAUAUGGAUUUUUAG